UUUUCAAAUAUCAAUAAAAAAACAAAAUUCAACUUCCGUGAAUGUCCCUGAAUGUCUUCGUAAUAUAGGUUUAAAAUGAAACUGUAUAGAGACACCGAUUAUUAUACAAAUUAUACAGGUAUAACAAUGCUAUAUAAUUACAAAGCUCUCCCCAUUAUAUAUCGAUUACUGCAACUGAACACAAUGGACAUUUUGCCAUUACCUUUUCGAACUCUGUCGUUCACUGGUCUUUGGAAUAAAGACUCUAACUUUUCUUUUGUAAAAUCAAUUUACAAAAUUUUUGUUGUCACCUCAAUAUUUCACUUUACAAUAUCGGAAGCUGUUGGCUUUCUGAAAAUAUGCAAUACAGAAGAAGAUUCAACUCAGGGUCUCUUUCUAUCGUUUACAUUUGCUGCACUUUGCUUAAAAAUUCUUAAUUUCCUUUUUCAGCAAGAAAAAAUGUCUGAUAUAAUACAAAAUUUUCGAGUACAAAGUUUUCAGCCAAAAUCACCUGAUGAAAAAGUUAUUUGGGAGAAAUAUAAUUGUGAAGCGAAAAGAAUUUUUUUAAUUUUUCUAAUUCUUUCACAAUCAAGUGGACUGUGUUUUUUGACGUUACCAUUCAUGGAGACGGGAUUUGAAAAUAUAACAUUGCCCUUCAAAACAUAUCAACCGUAUAACGUUGCAAAUAGUCAACUAUAUUCUAUUACAUAUAUUCUUCAACUUUUGGAAGCAUUUUAUGGAGUUUUAAUUAACGUUUCAUUGGAUUCAAUGGUUUAUGGCUUUAUUUUACUACUAUGCGCACAAUAUGAAAUACUGUGCUUACGACUAAUGAAAAUUGAUGACAAUAAUAAUUUUUUAUUAAAAACUUAUGUUGAUCAUCAUGUACAAAUUAAAAGUCAAAUUUGUAAAAUACAACAUUUUUUUAUGAGAGUUAUUUCCACACUUUUUUUCUUCAGCUUAAUUACAUUGGGUGCGAGUAUUUUUAAAAUUAUUGAGUUAAAAUUACUUAGCAUUGAAUGUUUUACAAUGUGCCUCUAUCUGACAUGUAUGUUGUUUCAAAUAUUUUUAUACUGUCAUCAUGGUCAUGAAUUAACACUAAAGAGUAAAAUUGUUAUCAACGCAAUAUAUAAUAGUAAUUGGACACCAUUAAAUUCUAAAAACAGAAAAAGUCUACAACUAAUUAUGCAGUAUAGUGCAAAGGGAGUUGUAAUAUCACAUCGUGGACAAUGCAUUUUAAAUUUAAAUACAUUUGUUUGGAUAAUAAAAACAUCAUACAGUGCCUUAAAUAUUCUUCGCAAAGAGUAAAAUAGUAAUGUUGAAGGUUUGUUAAAAUCCAAAAUUGAAUGCAGUGAACUAACAAAAAAUAGUAAAAACACGUAAAACUAUAGU
Messenger RNA from Leptopilina boulardi, 1368 nucleotides. RefSeq names its product odorant receptor 46a-like. Gene Ontology annotation, biological process: sensory perception of smell; detection of chemical stimulus involved in sensory perception of smell. Gene Ontology annotation, molecular function: olfactory receptor activity; odorant binding. Lineage: Eukaryota; Metazoa; Arthropoda; Insecta; Hymenoptera; Figitidae. The transcript is spliced from 4 exons. Bases 76 to 1284 code for a protein of 402 amino acids. The record is from RefSeq and is a predicted model, not a curated record. Gene Ontology annotation, cellular component: plasma membrane.